Symbiodinium natans is the source of this 1509-nucleotide messenger RNA. The record is from the annotation of a GenBank genome assembly. NCBI's taxonomy places the organism in Eukaryota, Dinophyceae, Suessiales, Symbiodiniaceae.
AUGGGCAAGCCUCUACAAAGCAGCUACGCGCACAUGAUGAGCAGAACGAGCAGCACUGGAGCCAUGCCAGCGCUGCCCUCAAGUCCAUCGGCUGCACCAUCACAGCCUUCUCAGGCGUCACAGCCGCAGCAUGUUCGACUGCCAGCAGGUACUUUGGGCAUUGUGUCUCAAGUGGCCAUACAGUAUGCGGUGAACCCAUUGAAGGACUCGCGAAUGCAGCCGUCUCCACGCUAUGAAGUACCACAUGAGGCUUCACCAAGGCCUGCGCGGCGAAGGUCCGCGGAACCGCCUUUGGAGGAGCUCCCGCUGCCGGGCAGAGGCUCCAUCGCUGACUUGACCACCUCAGUGUCGCAGGUCUUGCACAAGCCCUCCAUUGGAUUGAAGCGCUCGAUGCACAUGAUGGACGGGCUGCAGACUUUGCGCUGUCUUGGAAGUUCUGGCGAAGAGGCAUCGAGCAGGUCUCCAACACUCUCCCCGCGGUCGGUGGAGGAGACGGCAGAUCCAGCGAGCCCGGUCAACCAGGUUAGCGCGCUGCCCACUGCACCGGACACUACCCCUGUCAGCGUGCGAAGACCAAAAGCAAGCGAUGAGGGUCCCACAGAGGAGGAUCCUUUGCUGCUGGCAGUCCUCAAGGACACGCAGGACACCUCGCAGUCGCUGCUUGUGAAGAUGCAGCGCAUUGAACAGGCGCAAAGCAUGGUGAAGCGUUGCCACGGCACGCGCCACCCCACAAACCUUGUGACGGACCGCGUGCGCUUGGUCAUCGAACGCAAGGCUGCGCUGCUGAAGCAGGUCGAAGAUCGCAUGGCGGAGUUCCAGGCUGUGCAGGCGGACAGUGAGCAGAUUCUACGCAGCAUCGUUGAUCGUGGCUCCGCUGCUCCGGAGGAGCUGCAAGGAGUUCGCCAAUUUGUGCGCAAGUUCACUCACCGUGGCAAUCCUGCAGAGGCGGACCGCAAGAACUUCCGGCUUUUUGCUUCAACAUUCAAACUGCCAGGCCAGCACAAGCUGCUCGAGGCAUUUCAGGACAUCGCAUCGGAAGCUGGUGCUUGGUGGGCGGACAAGGCCUACCAAGAGGCCAUCGCUGGGGCGGGACACAUCCAGAUCAUGCAGCUCAUGGAACUGGCAGUCUCUGUUGGCGCUGAUGAAAAGGAGUCGAUGUUGCUCAGGGCACGAGAUGUUCUCCUACAAAGGCUUCGGCUGAGAAUCUCUGCUUUUGCACAGGAUUGCAUGGAGAAGGAUGAUGCCGCUGAAAAGCGCGCCAAAGAACGCAAUCAGGUUCCCCCCUUGGGUAUGGCGGCUACGAACGCUGAUCGCAUUGAAGCAGAAGUAUUCGAGGCCGUUCGCCUGGGAAUGGACAAGGAAGAUCAGUGCAACUGGGCCCUGGAAGGGAAGUACUGGCUUUGCAAUGGCAUGCGAUGUCUUGCAAACUCUGUGAUCUCAGAAGCUGCCGGGGCGAGGGGGUUUGGAAGCCAUAGCUUCUGUUUACCCGUCAUUGACCUUCAGCUGUGA